Molecule: messenger RNA, 3611 nt
Organism: Fundulus heteroclitus (mummichog)
Lineage: Eukaryota; Metazoa; Chordata; Actinopteri; Cyprinodontiformes; Fundulidae
Product: oocyte zinc finger protein XlCOF6
Exons: 2
Coding region: 168-2534 (788 amino acids)
Biological process (GO): central nervous system development; regulation of transcription by RNA polymerase II
Cellular component (GO): nucleus
Molecular function (GO): RNA polymerase II cis-regulatory region sequence-specific DNA binding; DNA-binding transcription factor activity, RNA polymerase II-specific
Source: RefSeq, a predicted model, not a curated record
AGAAGCCUCAUACACCGUUCAUGCAUCAGUCUUCUCUUACCAAAGUUAAUUUGAUCCACGUAGCAUAAUAAGUCGUGCAAUAGUUUUAUAAUACAGCUAAAAUCGCACCGUAUAAAAAGAGCGUUGCUGGUUUGAAGACGAGUUUUGGUAUUUUAGGUAAAGGGUGAAUGUUUGCAGUGAAAAUGUCUUCGGUUCAACCCCAGAGAGAGAUGAGCACCGAGCAGGAAACUCCUGCUGAAGAAACCACCGAGUUCAAAGAAAUCUUCGUCAAGCCGGAGGAAGCAAUGGAUGAUCAGCGCAGACUGCUGGAUUUCAGCCGGAUACCUCUGAUAAUCUUACACCGAAUAGAUUCCCAAAAAUAUUGUGUGUGUAAAGAUGAGGGGGUUCACACUGAGCUCAGCAACCAGGAGAGGAAUUCCACCUUAGAUGAAGAGGAUUCCGAACCUUGGCAUAUAAAACGAGAGCAAAAGGAAUCAGAAGCUCUGCAAAUAAAACAGGAGCAAAAGGAUCCUGACCCUCUGCAGAUAAAACAGGAGCAAACAGAACCAGGACUUCUGCAGAUAAAACUAGAGAAAGAGGAAAAAGAACAUCAACAGUUUAAAGAGGAUGAGAGGCAACUCUACGUUAGUCAGGUUGAAAAGCAACUUGUGCUGAAACAAGAGACUGGCUACAUUUUAAUGACUCCUUCUAAUGUGCAGAGACUCAACAAUGAAACAGAACCAAAUAGCAACCAACUCCUCUCUCAAUCAUCCCCUGAAGUUGAGAGCCCAGGUCAGGAAGGAAAAAGUAUCGAGGACCUAGGAAAAAGGAGAGUAGAACAGAAGCAAAGUGAAAUAUAUGAGAAAAUCAAACAGCAGAAAGGUACUGCUGACAUUUCAAAACAUAAAGCAAACAUGAAAACUCACACUGACCAAAAUAUAUAUUCUUGUAAAAGUGAUUAUAAAAACUUUUCUGAAAAAAGUAAUGGGAGUACACAUGUGAGAACACACAAGACUAAGAAGCCUUUCUCAUGUAAGAGUUGUGGAAAAAAGUUCCUCUAUAGAAGCAGUUUAACUGUUCACAUGAAAAGUCACACAGGCAUGAAGCCUUUCACUUGUGUGGACUGUGGAAAGAGUUACAGUGGUAGAAGUGGUUUAACUUAUCACAUGAGAACGCACACAGGUGAGAAGCCUUUCACUUGUGUGAACUGUGGAAAGAGUUACAGUGACAGAAGUGGUUUAACAAUUCACAUGAGAGCUCACACAGGUGAGAAACCUUUCACUUGUGUGAACUGUGGAAAGAGUUACAGUGAUAGAAAAGGUUUAACUUCUCACAUGAGAACUCACACAGGCGAAAAACCUUUCACAUGUGCGAACUGUGGAAAAGGUUUUAGACAAAAACUCUCGUUGACAAUUCACAUGAGAGUUCACACAGGUGAGAAGCCUUUCACAUGUGUGAACUGUGGAAAAGGUUUUAGACAAAAAAUCUCUUUGACAAUUCACAUGAGAGCUCACACAGGUGAGAAACCUUUCACCUGUGUGAGUUGUGGAAAAAGUUUUAUUCUAAAAAGCCUUUUAAAAAUUCACAUGAGAGCUCACACAGGCGAGAAGCCUUAUACUUGUACAACCUGUGGAAAAAGUUAUGGUGAUAGAAGUGGUUUAAUUUCUCAUAUGAGAACUCACACAGGCGAGAAGCCCUUUACAUGUAUGACUUGUCAAAAAAGUUUUAGUAGAAAAAGCAAUUUAACAAUUCACAUGAGAGCUCACACAGGUGAGAAGCCUUUCUUCUGUGUAACCUGUGGAAAAAGUUUUAGUCUAAACAGCCUUUUAAAAAUUCACAUGAGAACUCACACAGAUGAGAAGCCUUUCACUUGUACAACCUGUGGAAAGAGUUACAGUGGUAGAAGUGGUUUAACUUAUCACAUGAGAACUCACACAGGUGAGAAGCCCUUCACAUGUAUGACUUGUGAAAAAGGUUUUACUAGAAAAGGCAAGUUAACAAUUCACAUGAGAGCUCACACAGGUGAGAAGCCUUUCUCAUGUACAACCUGCGGAAAGAGUUACAGUGAUGGGAAUAGUUUAACUUAUCAUAUGAGAACUCACACAGGUGAGAAGCCUUUCACAUGUACAACCUGUGGAAAGAGUUACAGUGAUGGAAGUGGUUUAACUCGUCACAUGAGAGCUCACACAGGCGAGAAGCCUUUCUCAUGUGUAAACUGUGGAAAAAGUUUUAGUCUUAAAAGCCUUUUAAAAGUUCACAUGAGAACUCACACUGGUGAGAAGCCUUUCACAUGUACAACCUGCGGAAAGAGUUACAGUGGUAGAAGUGGUUUAACUUAUCACAUGCGAGGUCACACAGGCGAGAAGCCUUUCACGUGUAUGACUUGUCAAAAAAGUUUUUGUAAAAAAAGCAGUUUAACACUUCACAUGAGAACUCACACAGGUGAGAAGCCUUUCAUAUGUACAACUUGUGGAAAAAGUUACAGUUAUAGAAGUGAUUUAACUCGUCACAUGAGAGCUCACACAGAUGAGCAGCCUUUCAUGUACAACCUGUAAAAAAUAUGUUAAUUAAAAUAAGUAUUUUCACUGUUCACAUGAGAAUUUACACAGGUAAGAAGGCCAUUCUGGAUGUUUGUGGAAAAUAAAUCUGUAAAAAUUCUGAUAUAAUUGUUCAAAAAUGUUUUUUGAUAAAUGUUUAUUUUCAAGUGAGAUAUUUGUGUCUGUAUGAACAAAUGGCUUAAAAGGCUUUCAAAUUUAUGCCUCAUCCACACAGAAAUAAACAGUAAAUCUUCGGAAACAAUUAAGAUUUUUUUUUUCUUAAUGCUGAAUGAGCUCUAGUAGGCAUGCUGGGCCCAUUGGUUGCACUGUGACACUGCCAAAAAACAUCAGGCAUUCGCUGAGCAGACAACUUACAUAAAGUAAACAGUACAGUGGAGGCAUGCUUUUUAUAGCAGGCUCACUAGAAAGGAAGACGUCAAGGACGAUACUAACAGCCAUAACGAAGAUUGCAAUAUUGGAUGGAUUUGUGAGAGUGAGGCACAUGCGGGUUACAGAGGGUGGUGACGCUGUGACAUCAUUGUUUAUAAAACGAUGAGGCUUGCGUGUACACAUAGAGAAAUUAAACCAACGUUUUUAAAUGUAACCACUAUGGGAACCGGUCCACUAGGACAGAAGGGAAGAACAAGGAACAGACACACGUCAAAGACGCUCUCGAAACCUGUGGAUACCCUAAGUGGCCUUUGUCAAAUCAGCAAAGAAAUCCAAUAGACACAUUGCAGAACAGAACAAGGAGAAGAAGCAGUGCUGAAACAUUGACUUUCUACAGAGCCAGCAUAGAGAGCAUCCUGACAUACUGCAUCACAGGGUGGUAUAUGGUUGCUCAGCAGCAGACAGGAGAGCGCUGCAGAGGGUCAUCAAUGCAGCCCAAAAGAUCACUGGCUGCUCUCUGCGCAGCCUGGAGGACAUUGCCAGCUCUCGCUACCUCAGCAGAGCUGGCAAUAUCAUCAAGGACUCAUCUCACCCCAGUAACCACCUGUUUGACCUGUUAUGGCUGGGCUGAUGGUACAGGUCACCAGUUUUCCAAAUAUGGUUGUAGCCAAUCAGAGUGAGCCCCAUAUUAUUACCACACCCAAC